AUGGGUCCUACAGGACGCCUUGUGACCAUCAAAAGGAGCGGGGUCGACGGCCCCCACUUUCCGCUGAGCCUGAGCACCUGCUUGUUCGGAAGGGGUAUUGAAUGUGACAUUCGUAUCCAGCUUCCUGUGGUGUCCAAACAGCACUGCAAAAUUGAAAUCAAUGAGCAAAAGGCAGUCUUGUUCAAUUUCAGUUCCGCAAAUCCAACGCAGGUGAACGGGUCUGCCAUCGACGGGCCCGUACAGCUGAGGCACGGGGACCUGAUCACGAUCGUGGACCGUUCAUUCAGGUACGAGAAUGAACGUCACCAGAAUGGAAGCGAGUCAACUGAAUCUCCAGGGCAAAGGCUCGGACAGGCACCUGCACGUCGGGCCUCGAGGUCUAGCUUUUCUUCAGAUCCUUGUGGCAAAGGUGAAGCCCGCGGUGCUGCCCGCCCACAGCUCCCCGCAGACGGGGUUUCCGGAGGGUCCCCGGCGCGCACGGAGGAUGUCGCGGCGGCCCGCGCUGCCCCACGCAGCUCAGAAGGCCCCGAUCCCAGGACCACCCCUGAUGUUCAUGGCUCAGAGCCCCCCAGAGAGAACCGCAGAAAUGCAGCGGGCCCCCCUGCGGGGGGGUCCAGAGAGGGUGCCCGUGGGGCCUUAGUGAGCAGGAACGGGGGGCUGGAGCCCCUUCCCGCUACACAGAGUCCUGAGGAGGGCGGAGCGAACGAGUCUCCCUUUAGGAAGCUUUAUGAGUCUAUGAAGGAAGAGUUGGAUGUGAAAUCAGAAAAAGAGAAUGUCCUACAGAAUCGUCGGAAAUCGGGGUCCUGGGAUCACUGCGCAGCCGAAUCUGAAAGUGCUGGAGGUUCGCAGGGUCAGGCACAACUACAGGUCACCCCCAAGUCCAGGCGGAGGUCCCGUCGGAGCUCCCAGACAAAGGCUGUCCCUGGUCCCACUCUCGAGGCCACCGUGAGUUCCAGCACCCCCCCCACGGAGACGGCGAUAGCCAAGACCCCUGUCCCCUGGUCACACCAAAAUUCCUCACGAAAACGCCAGAGCGGAGGCCAGAGUGUCAUCGGGGGGAGCAACCCUGUGAACCCGGAUCAGAGCGAAGGCUUCCAGGCAGAGCACACGACAUUCACUCCUCAGCCGCUCUUCCCGGGAAACCGAACACCCAGCCAAGGUGACAGUGCCAACGGCUUCAGAAACACGCCAGAAAAAGGCUUUUCCAGAAAGAGACGGAGAAGCCUCCUUCCAGAUGUUGACGGUCUUGCUAAAGAAACAGAAACUCCAAAGCAAGCCGCGCUCACCGCCCUGCUGGUCCCCGUGGAGCAGAAGGGCUCAGCCGGUUCCCCUGGCCUCAGUUCCGUCGACGUCAGCAACUUGGAUGAGUCCAUUCAUAAGAUGGAGGGGUUGCCCUCGAAGAGAAGGCGGGUCUCCUUUGGGGGCCACCUGAGACCUGAGUUAUUCGAUGAAAACUUACCUCCUAAUACCCCGCUCAAGAGAGGAGAGACGCCAGUGAAGAGGAGGUCUCUCGUGGCCCGCACUCCAGCUGUCCUCAAGAAAAUCAUCAAGGAACAGCCACAAGAGUCGGGAAAAGAAGAGUCCUCAGAAAUCCGUUCGGAAGUGACUGCACAAAACGUGUUGACGAGCUCCCUGGCUUGCCAUCUCACAAACACACCUUCAGGGGCAAGCGACGGUCGCCGGGGGCCAUCCAAGCCACCAGCCUCGGGUGGCAGCCAGUCUCCACACCAGACAGAUGCUCCCAAGAGGGGCGGGCGGAGGAGCGGCGGCGUGCCUGCCGAGAGGGCUUCCGGGGGUCGGAGCCAGCACGGGCUCCUGCAGGCCAUUCGCUCCCGGAGAAGGAGCGGGGCCUCGGAAGCCAAUCUCAUCGUGGCAAAAUCGUGGGCAGACAUAGUAAAACUCAGCGCCAGACAGACACAAAGUAAGGUUGUGAAACACCGUCCCCUAAGACAGCUGAGCAAGAGGCAGAGAAAGAUCGAUACCCCAAAGAAGCCCACGGGCCGUGUGCACAAUGAGUUCAGUACAGGCCACGCAAACUCUCCCUGCACCAUUGUAAUAGGGAAAGCGCACAUCGAAAAGGUGGCCAUGCCCGCCCGGCCCUACCGAAUGCUGAACAACUUCGUGCUCGGCAGGAAAAUUGACUUUAACGAAGACCUUUCAGGGCUAACCGAAAUGUUCAAGACCCCAGCGAAAGAGAAGCCAAAAAGGAUGAGCUUAUGUCCCACCGCUUUGUCAAAUUCUGAGGAUUUGCUUGGAAAAAAGUUUCAAGUACCUAAGUCAGAAGAAAAACCUCUGCUAUGCACCCCAGAAAAGUUUGGAGAGAAUGUGUUCCCCCGUGCUCAGAAUGUACCGCAAGAGCCAUCUGAUAAAAAGUCUGAAAGCCCAUCCCUGAGAAGACAGCAUAUUACAGUAAAUAAAAAUAUGAAAACUCCACCAUCUGAGACAGAGCCUCCGAAGGCGGCCUCCAGUGCGAACAAAUCCAGGAGGUCUGUGGGGCCCAGAAAUACCCAGGCUCCAGGCACAGAGUGUGGGGAGGAAGACACAGAGGUCAACACUGUUGAGAGCAUCUUGGGACGACGUCUGAGGAAAUUGCCAGCACAGGCCCAGCUACUGGAGGGAGAGAUGAAGGAAAGUGAAAGAGCCUUUGAGACAUGUAAGAGAAACAUCGAAUCAAAAGAAGAUUCUGAAAAGAUGAUAGUUGUGAGGAGAUCGAGAAGAUCUUCAGAGCCUCAAUGUGCACCAAGAACAGACGUAAAUGCCAUGAAGAGAUUGCAAGAGAUAGAAUCCAAGGAAGAUCUGGUGGGCAUCCACAGUUUUCUCCAGACCCCAGGUCAUGCUGAGGGACCAGUGUAUACAGAGAGCAAAACCACAAUGAUGCGCUGCAAGUCUCCAAAACCAGAGCCAAUCAGCACACCAACCAAGAUGAACGUACGAAUCAAGAUGCCUUCCCAGAGUGUGAAUGUAGACAUUCUCUCUGUACUCAGGAAGCUCCCACAAACCCCAGGGGACACCAAGCACACACGCGAAGAACCAGUAGGUGGUGACGAAAACAUGAAACCAUCAAAUGAAGUUCCAGAGCAGCAACUUGACUCAGCGGAGCAGGUAACUGGAAGCAGAAGGAGGUCAAGAACACCCAAGAGGAAGGCCCAACCCCUGGAAGACCUGACCGGCUUCAAAGAGCUCUUCCAAACACCAAAUCACGUCAUGGAAACAGUGACUGAUGACAAACCUACCAAGAUGCCCAGUAAAUCUCCAAAACCAGAACCAGUCAGCACACCGACCAAGAUGAAUGUACAGAUCAAGAUGCCUUCCCAGAAUGUGAAUGUAGAAGCUUACUUUGUACUCAGAAAGCCCACACAAACCCCAGGGGACACCAAGCACACACACAAAGAACCAGUAGGUGGUGAUGAAAGCAUGAAAGCAUCUAAUGAAACUCCAGAACAACAACAGGAUUUGAGAGAGCACGUAAUUGGAAGUAGGAGGAGGUCAAGAACACCCUUGAGGAAGGCCCAACCCCUAGAAGACCUGUCUGGCUUCAAAGAGCUCUUCCAAACACCAAAUCAUGUUGUGGAAACAGUGACUGAUGACAAACCUACCAAGAUGCUCAGCAAAUCUCCAAAACCAAAACAAGUCAGCACACCCACCAGCACAAAGAGAUGUCUCAGGACACCUCUGGGGAAAGUGGACGUGCCGGAAGAGCUCUCAGCCCUCAGGAAGCCCACACCCACACCAGGGGGAACCACACACUCUCAAAGAGAACCAGAAGGUGAUGAUGAGGAUGUCACAGCAUUGAACAGAACUCCGGAACAGAAAUGGGACUCAGCAGAGCAUGUAACCGGAAGCAGAAGGAGGUCAAGAACACCCAUGAGGAGGGUCCAACCCCAAGAAGACCUGUCUGGCUUCAAAGAGCUUUUCCAAACUCCAAAUCACAUCGUGGAAAUCGUGACUGAUGACAAAACCACCAAGAAACCCACCAAAUCUCCACAAGCACAACCUGUCAGCACACCCACCAGCACAAAGAGACGUCUCAGGACACCUCUGGGGAAAGUGGACGUGCCGGAAGAGCUCUCAGCCCUCAGGAAGCCCACACCCACACCAGGGGGAACCACACACUCUCAAAGAGAACCAGAAGGUGAUGAUGAAGAUGUCACAGCAUUGAACAGAACUCCGGAACAGAAAUGGGACUCAGCAGAGCAUGUAACCGGAAGCAGAAGGAGGUCAAGAACACCCUUGAGGAGGGUCCAACCCCUAGAAGACCUGUCUGGCUUCAAAGAGCUUUUCCAAACUCCAAAUCACAUCGUGGAAAUAGUGACUGAUGACAAACCCACCAAGAAGCCCAGCAAAUCUCCAAAACCACAACCAGUCAGCACACCCACCAGCACAAAGAGACGUCUCAGGACACCUCUGGGGAAAGUGGACGUGCCGGAAGAGCUCUCAGCCCUCAGGAAGCCCACACCCACACCAGGGGGAACCACACACUCUCAAAGAGAACCAGAAGGUGAUGAUGAAGAUGUCACAGCAUUGAACAGAACUCCGGAACAGAAAUGGGACUCAGCAGAGCAUGUAACCGGAAGCAGAAGGAGGUCAAGAACACCCAUGAGGAGGGUCCAACCCCAAGAAGACCUGUCUGGCUUCAAAGAGCUUUUCCAAACUCCAAAUCAUGUUGUGGAAACAGUGACUGAUGACAAACCUACCAAGAUGCUCAGCAAAUCUCCAAAACCAAAACAAGUCAGCACACCCACCAGCACAAAGAGACGUCCCAGGACACCUCUGGGGAAAGUGGACGUGCCGGAAGAGCUCUCAGCCCUCAGGAAGCCCACACCCACACAGGGGGGAACCACACACUCUCAAAGAGAACCAGAAGGUGAUGAUGAGGAUGUCACAGCAUUGAACAGAACUCCGGAACAGAAAUGGGACUCAGCAGAGCAUGUAACCGGAAGCAGAAGGAGGUCAAGAACACCCUUGAGGAGGGUCCAACCCCUAGAAGACCUGUCUGGCUUCAAAGAGCUCUUCCAAACACCAAAUCACACAGAUGAACCAAUAACUGAGGACACAACCACUGCAAUACUGUGCCAAUCUUCACAACCAGAACCAGUCGUCACAUCUACCAGCAUGACCAGACAGUUUAAGAUACCUCUAGGGAAAGUGGACGUGGAACAAGAGUUCUCAGCAGUCAGGAAGUCUACACCAACAUCUGGGAAGACCACGUGCUUACCCAGAGACCCAGUAGGUGAUGAUAAAGCUAUCAAAGCAUUGAAGGGAACUCCAGAACAGCAACUGGACUCAGCAGAGCAUGCAACUGGAAGCGGAACGAGGUCAAGAACACCCAAGAGGAAGGUUGAACCCAUAGAAGACCUGACCAGCUUCAAAGAGCUCUUCCAAACACCAAAUCGCACAGAAGAACAAAUGACUGAGGACAAAACCAUGAAAAUGCCCUGCAAAUCUCCACGAGAACCAGUCAGCACACCUGCCAGCACAAAGAGACAUCUCGGGACACCUCUGGGGAAUGUGGAGGUAGAGCUCUCAGCCCUCAGGAAGCCCACACCCACACCAGGGGGAACCACAUCUUUCCAUAGAGAACUGGAAGGUGAUGAUGAAGAUAUCAAAGCACUGAAGGAAACUCUAGAACAGAAAUUGGACUCAGCAGAACAUAAAACUGGAAGCAGAAGGAGGUCAAGAACACCCAAGAAAGUGAAUCAACUGAUAGAAGACCUGGUUGGCCUCAAAGAGCUUUUCCAAACACCACAUCACACAGUAGAACCCAUGACAGAGGACAAAGCCACCAAAAUGCCCUGCAAAUCUCCACAAGCAAAACCAGUUGUCAUGCCAACCAGCCGAAACAGACGGCUCAAGGCACCUCCAGGGGAAGCAGCCAAAGAUGAACCCUCAGCCCUCAGGAGGCCCACACGGACGUCAAGGAAAACCACGCAGCCGCACAAAGAACCUCAGGGAGUGGAUAAGGAUAUCAAAUUGUCUAAGGAACCUCCAGAACAGAAACUAGACCCUGCAGAAAAUGUAACUGGAAGCAAGAGGAGGCCGAGAACACGUAAAGAAAAGGCCCAGUUUCUAGAAAACCCAGCCAGCCUUAAAGAGCUCUUCCAAACACCAAAUCACACGGAGGAACCAGUGGCCGUCGUCAGCACCGCCGAAGUGCCCUCCAGAUCUCCACAGCCGGAAGCGGUCGUCAUGCCAGCCAGGACGAGGAGGCAGCUCAAGGCCCCUCCAGGGACAGGGGAGGGGCAGGAAGCACCCUCAGCCCUCAGGGGACCCACGCGGACAGCAGGGAAAGCCACACGGUCAUAUAGAGAACCGGAGGGUGGGGAUAAGGAUAUGCAAUUGUCUAAGGAAUCUCCAGAAGAGAAAUUAGACCCUGCAGAAAAUGCAGCUGGAGGCCAGAGGAGGCCGAGAACACGUAAAGAAAAGGCCCGGCUCCUAGAAGGCCCAGCCAGCCUUAAAGAGCUUUUCCAAGCACCAGAUCACACGGAGGAACCAGUGGCCGUCGGCACCACCGAAGUGCCCUCCAGAUCUCCUCAGCCAGAAGCAGUCGUCAUACCGGCCAGGACAAGGAGGCAGCUCAAGGCCCCUCCAGGGACAGGGGAGGGGCAGGAAGCACCCUCAGCUCUCAGGAGGCCCACACGAACAUCAGGGAAAGACACGCUGUCACACACAGAACCUGUAGACGGUGCCAACGACAUCAAAGUGUGCAAGGAGUCUCCACGGCAGGAACCAGGCCCCGUGAGAAACACUGCGGGCAGCAGACGGCUGCUGAGAUCCAGGAAGGGAACGGCCCCGGCCCAGGACAGCCCAGUGCGCAGCGAACAGCCCCUCCAAAGCCCGGCUGAGGACGAGGAAGGGGGCACAGAUGGCGCGGACGCUGCCAGAACUUCAACGCAAACACCAGACCGAAGCAAGCCUGUAACAACAUCCAGGAGAGCCCUUAGGGCCCGGAACGUGAAGCCCACGGAAGAGCCGGCGGACUGCAGGGACCCUGUAAAAUCAGGAAGCAAGAGCGGCGCCACCGUGUCCCCCAAGAAGAAACGUGAAGAUGAAAGCUGCGUAGGCCCGAGGAGGCUGCGCACGAGGGCCUGCGACCCGGACACCGCGGAGGAGCAGCCGCCGCGGAAGAGGCAGCGGGUGGCUCCCAGGGAGCAGCGCGACCCCCCUGAGCCCUCCGUCCCGAAGAAGGGGCGCAGAGUUUUGGCAGAAAGCACUGAACCUGUGGACGACCUGCCCAGCACGAACGGAAAAACGAAAAAUAGGGGCCAAAAAGGAGACGAGACCUCUGCAGACAAGGAAAUGUCCCUGCGCUCCAGUGUCCUAAAGAAAACCAACGGAGCAGAGCCAAGGCCUGAGCUUCUUGGACCAGCAGAAAAGGUUAAAAGAAAGAGGAAUGAAAAGAAGCCCGCGAAUCCCUCCCCAGCGGUGGAGAUUCAACACCCAGAAGGUGGAGCCCAGAGUCCUGGCUCUGGGGACAAAGCGCAGGCGAAGAGAGUGUGCCCGAGGCCCGGGAGGCGGGGGAAGGUGCCCGAGCCCCGCGGAGCCGGGGAGAAGGCGAGGGCGAGCAGCGUGGAGACCCCCGGGAAGACUCGCAAGGAGAAGGAAGGACCCCCACGUGCAGGCUCCAUAUGCUUGAGAUCAAGAAGGGUGACAGCCCCUCCCUCGGGGGACACUUCGGAGAGUGAGUCCAAACAGAGAGUGACUCGGAGUGGCAAGAGGCCUGUGGAAGAUGCAAACAAGGCAAGUGGUUUACCGUUCUGCUUCCUAAUAAGCAUGGGAUGUUUCCGGGGACCAGCCAUCGGCCGGCACUUCCCCGCCGCCCGCUCCGGGACGCGCCGCGCUGCCUCGCAGGCCGACGCCCUGCCUGGGCCCUCCAGGGCGUCCUCUGGAAAGCCAGGGCGAAUGCAAGCUGGCGUGUCCCUAAGGCACCUCUGCUCGUAA
Messenger RNA from Pteronotus mesoamericanus, 7938 nucleotides. It is a transcript of the gene MKI67, whose product is annotated as marker of proliferation Ki-67. Gene Ontology annotation, molecular function: protein binding. NCBI's taxonomy places the organism in Eukaryota, Metazoa, Chordata, Mammalia, Chiroptera, Mormoopidae. Gene Ontology annotation, biological process: regulation of chromosome segregation; regulation of mitotic nuclear division. The record is from RefSeq and is a predicted model, not a curated record. Gene Ontology annotation, cellular component: nucleus; chromosome.